AUGAAGCGUUCAAUACAGCCGGCCGACUCCGCUGGUACCCUUUCGCCUUUGCCUACAGAGCUAUACCGUGGAUUGACAGCCGUCACUGUCCUGGCUUUCCUCUCCCUCGUCACCACCGCGGUCUUGUUCGCACACCUGUCAUGGCGAUUCAUCACCUGGAAACAUCGAGGACACGCCCGGAUCAAUCAAUACGUGGCACUACUUUUGAACCUGGUGUUGGCUGACCUACAACAAGCCAUUGGAUUCUCGCUCAAUGUGGAGUGGGUCAGGAACGACAGCAUCACAGUACUGACUCCCACGUGCUGGACACAAGGCUGGUUCCUCAACGCGGGAGAUGUUGGCGGUGCCGUGUUCACGUUCGCCAUGGCGGUACACCUGUUCGCUGACAUCGUCUUCGACUGGCGACUGGGACACACCCCUUUCUUGAUCAGCAUAGUUGUUCUUUGGAUCUUCAACUACUUCCUGGCCACAAUCGGUAUCAUUCUACAUCCCGGCGAUUUCUACAUGCGAGCAGGACCGUGGUGCUGGAUUCAGGAGAAGUACAUGGACGAGAGGAUAUGGUUUCACUAUCUCUGGAUUCUUGCAGUCGAGUUCGCGACACUCUUGCUCUACUCCCUCAUGUUCGUGGUACUCUGGCGGAGAGUACGGGGCUUCUUCUACGCGGACUCAGACAUAACACAGAUCAGGGCAGAGUCGGCGGCUCGAAGUGUCAUCGCCUACCCACUCAUCUACGUUGUAUGCACACUUCCAGCUGUCAUUGGACGACUGAGGAUCAUCGCCGGCGAGAAGGUCGGCUUUACAGAGUUCAGCGUCAUUGGCGUGAUGCUCUGUUCCAAUGGAUGGCUCGACGUUCUGGUCUACUCGAUCACCCGCAAAUCCCUCAUCUUUGGACCAGCGAUGCCGAGUGGUGAAGUUCAUGGACUGGAAACCUUCUCAACUUGGAAUCGUACACGUGGACGUGCAGACCAUCGAUGUCAGCUGGAGAGAACGACAUAA
Messenger RNA from Zasmidium cellare ATCC 36951, 996 nucleotides. RefSeq lists its product as uncharacterized. Lineage: Eukaryota; Fungi; Ascomycota; Dothideomycetes; Mycosphaerellales; Mycosphaerellaceae. Gene Ontology annotation, biological process: adenylate cyclase-activating G protein-coupled receptor signaling pathway. Gene Ontology annotation, cellular component: plasma membrane. Bases 1 to 996 code for a protein of 331 amino acids. Gene Ontology annotation, molecular function: G protein-coupled receptor activity. The record is from RefSeq and is a predicted model, not a curated record. The transcript has 2 exons.